Molecule: messenger RNA, 4451 nt
Organism: Anopheles maculipalpis
Lineage: Eukaryota; Metazoa; Arthropoda; Insecta; Diptera; Culicidae
Exons: 3
Coding region: 15-4451 (1478 amino acids)
Biological process (GO): centriole elongation; cilium assembly
Cellular component (GO): centriole; centriolar satellite
Source: RefSeq, a predicted model, not a curated record
CGAAUGUGUGUACUAUGUUCGGCCCGUGUUUAAAAGGUUCGUCCGGAAACGCUCGGAACGCAAGGGUAAAGCUUGGUACAGCGGCAGCAUCAGCCUCUGCCUGUCCAUCGAUCGCGGGAGAAGCUCACGAAACUCGUGCAAAAACACAACAUCGAAGGUGCAUCGGUGCUCUGCCACCAAAUGUAGAUGGUCGACCGCGUGGUACGCUUACAAUCGGAUUCGGUAACUUUGCUGAAUCUCCCCGCGUGUCGGUAGGUGGUACUCCCACAAGCCCUGGACUUCGGUGGAACAGUACGAAAGUGUACGCCGCAGUUGAGCUGCAUCUAGUGUGGUGGGGACAGAAAGCGUCCACUCCGAUUGCAACGCUUCACUGGGCAGAGGCAGGCAGGAACGACACCAGCGCCGAUUACGAAGUGCGUACCAGUGCGGAUCUAUUCCGACGGUAUCUGAAAAGCUGUGAACCGCUUCGCCUGCGGCUGUACUCAAAACGUACCGAAACGCUCAUCGGAACCGCAAAGGUACACAUCCCAGAAAAGGUAAUUAAUUUCCCGGAAAACGCCGACCAACCAAUUGUCGCACAAAGCUGUGGCGAGAUUCUAAGUGUCCGAGGGUUUAAGCUUGGAGAAGUUUGUUUAGAAUUCGAUCUUAAGCUCGAACCCAAGGAAAUUGCCGCAAUUCCUUCCAAACCCACCACCGGCUUGCAGUCUCAGAAAGAAGGGAAAGAAAAUCGCAAAAUGUUAUGCGUCGAACAGCAGCGUCCUGCUACUGCACCAAUAAAGAAACAUUUCCCUUCCGCUUCCAAUUCCGCGUUAAUUGUGGAAGGAAAAAUAGCUCCUUUUCAUGAAAGCAAACAGCGUCCCCUGGCCGGAAGUAAUAGCUACCAGCACGCAACGAAGAAAAAAUUUAACGCAUUGGAUCAUGAUUCGAAGCGGAAAGUGUUAGAUUAUCUAAUCGGAAAACCGUUCGAUGAUGAUGAGCGCUCCCGGGCAUCGUCGGAACUUUCGGCACUGAGUGAAAUUUGUUGCAUAUCGCCGGCAGAAAGCAUGCUGGAAGCGCUCGCCCGAUACGAUGCUGCACCGGAACAGAGCAAGCAGCCGUAUCUGCAGGCCGUCGAUUGUAUACGGGUACUGGUCGAGGGUCUGAAGCUUACACGGGCCGGUAUGAAAGAAAUGCAGCAUCGUACAAAGCACCAAUGGCUAACACCAACAACAUCCGGGUUUAUUAUAAAGAUGAAGCUCUCGCGUAAUCCCAACACGACCCUUCUCAAGUUCCACUCCACAUCGAUGGCUUUCGAUAAUGCGGAGAUUUUGUUUGAAGGUCAACCUAAAACUACUAAAAUUGCGCUCCCAGCAGGCGGAGAUGAAGGGCUGAUCUUUGAGUUUGGCAUUCACCUGAACGUUGGUAGUAGCUUCGGCAAGACUCGUCUUUUCUUCCUUGGGUCAGCAUCAGUUACGCUGCGUGAGCUACUAGACGGUAGAUUGAGCUGCCACAAACGUUGCCCAGUUCGGUUAGCAUCGGAUGACAUCCUACUCGGCACGCUUACGCUUCGCAUGCACCUGGGACGCCGAGGUCUUCACUUUGGAUCCGACUUGAUCGAUGCGGUAAUGGUUGACGAAGGAAACCUUACGCUGGAUACGUCGAGCGACAGUGACACAUGGGACGGUCCUAUGACGGAACCUCUGGCUGAUCCAACUUCUACCCAGCAUCAGUAUUCUCAUAGGCCACAUACUUGUGGCCAACAGCCGAUGAGCUGCGGUCAGCUGCUACGCCAUCGUGGCCUGUUUCCACACGCCAGCUGGACAUGUACAAGACACACCGGUUGCCCGUCUGAUAAUCAAAGUCCUUCCGAAACGAAGGACACGAAUAGAACGAAAAAUCAGCCAACGAAUUCAAAUGGCAAUGCAAAUCUUGAUGAAAUGGCGAAGAAUUCUGGUCUCGGUUCCCAGUCCGACCCAAAACCUAUGGAAACGGACACAAGCGCACCGGAAGUCCGUCCAGAUGUUAAGCUUCUGCACGGAAUUCUUCACCUUGGCCAGCUAAGAUCACUUCCCGCCAGCGAUUACUUUUUGGUGUGCAACACAUUCUGGACCGACGAGCCGACCACACUAACAUCGGACCUUUGUCCGGAAGGUGGAGAUUUUAAUUACCUGCACACGUUUCCGGUACUCGCCAAUUCAUCCUUCAUCGAGCGUGUCCGCAAUCAGCACAUGAAGGUGGAACUAUGGCAAAAGCCGCCCGGGGAACCGGAAAAGCUUAUCGGCUACACAUGCCUAUCGCUGCAUCAAUUCUACAUCGCGUUCCGGGAUGCACAGCUCAGCGAACAUCUGUCCCACGCCAAACUGCCCGUCAUUUCUAUCGACGGUUGGAGUGGCAUCACUUCGCCACUGGCAGCCGAACCGUGUGGAGAAAUUAAAGCCAUACUAGCCAUAGGCACGGAGAGCCAGAUUGAGCAUUUUAAAACCAUGCGGAACCUGCAGCACGUAUCGAACGAUGUUCCACGCUCGUUGGCCAAUCGAACAAGCGUCCCUGCGUCCGUGGUUGGCUCGCCUACGCGUCGUAUUUAUCCACGACCCGAGCACAAAUCCAUUCAAUCGAUGAGCAGUGGUACAAAGCAACCGCAAACGUCUGAAGUAGCGAACAUGCUGUCAGCAUUUAUUGAAAAUCUGGCCCAACGCUUGCCUAUCUCAUCGGAGCGUAGUACGGCACCGAGCUACGAUCAUAAUAAUGCAUCCACUGAUGAACCGAUGGAUGCGGCACCACACGGAGCAUCACCACACUCCAAUGCAAAUAGGCCACAGCUGCGCAAAACGGCCGAUUUACUCGACAAUCUCCAGAAAGCCCUUUCCCAACGGCCUCCAGCAUCGGCACUGGAUGGUUUCGGUGGUUUGGGAGGGUUGGGCAUGGCAACGUUGCUCGGUGCGGCUACCACACCGGCCGAUCAAACGCCACCGGCAGCUGGUGCAGGACAACCGAUCGACGCAACCACACAACCGACGGCAACAAACGACGAUGGUUCUAGUGGUUCAAUCGAAAGCAUCACCGAAUCCCAACCCCCGACUCUCGAGAGCUCCGGCAGUGGUAAAGUGGCCGGUGAACAACUCACCUCAGUACCGAUCGAUGAAUGUAAAGUGUUCCGGGUGGCGAUCGAGAUCGAACAGGCGGUAAAUUUGCCGAAGCUGACCAUUAGCAAAAAGUACGCCAAGCGGCACAAGAAUCGUAACGUUCCGGAUACGCUGGAGCUGGAACCGAGUGCGUAUGCCACGUUCGAGGGGUAUAAUUUGAAACCCGGCAUGCCGAACACGGUUAAAUCGCACGAAGGCAUCGUGUACACGACACAUGUGUUGGAGCGCAACUGUGCUCCCGGGUGGCAGAAACGGUUCGAGGUGCAGCUUCCGGUCGAUCUGAUGAUGAAUGAUGAAAAGCGAUUCAUACUGAAGGUUUGGCGCAAGGCGGCACUUAGUGAUGCGCCCAAGUGUCGUUUGUUACCGGCCCCGAUGGAAGAUGCCGUGAUCGGGUUCUGUGCGAUCGAUUUGAGUGUGCUUCUGUCGGGCAUGCCGUACAUCCUCGGUUGGUACAACAUUAUGGACUUUUCCGGACGCUGUAACGGUCAAAUCAAGGUUAAUGUACAACCGCUGGAAAACGUCCAAGUGUACAAAGCACUCGACGAACAGCUAAACUUCCAGAUACCGCUCUCGAUCGAUGUGGACUGUAAUGCGAUCGGGUUGGACGCAGCCAACAACACUUCGCUCAGCCGUGCUCUCAAGCGGAAGUUUACCGAGUUGGAAGAAAUAACCGAACGCUUAAAGGCACGCCUGUUCGAUGUGACCGAGGGUGAAGAUGAUCCGGACGAUCAGUUCGAGCAUGAUCUGAACACGGAAGCGGAAGAGGAGGAGGAUGAAUCGUGGCCCGAUGAGUUCGUCGGCGAUAUGUCGAAUCAGAAGCGCAACAGCCAGUACCCGAACGGUGCACUAACGCUAACGACAAACACCUCGUCCUAUUCGAUGUGUGCUACCGAUCGGCGUAUAAACGAUCCACCGGAAAGGUCACUAACCGGUUGCUCGAAUCAAAAUCAAUCACGCCCGGCGGCAGAGCUACAGAAUCUGGAGGAGCUGAUCCAAGCGCACGAUAUCGAUACGCUGAUAAAUCCUGCCAUCAUUAAGAAUCUCCUCAAUCCUUCCAACUCGGAUGAAACGCCACCGCUGGAUGCCGAUGGUACCGGACUCGACGGAGCAACCGAUGCGGACAUGAGCGAUACAACUUCUUCGUCCCGUUCCUCACUGCUUCCGAUCGACACAAGCACACAAGCGACAGGAAGUGGUGACAAAGUAAGACAGAUCGCUUCCGCCCUUCAGAGGACCACAAUAUCCGAUUCGACGAGCCGCAUCAACGCGUCCGGCAAAUGCCGUGAAGCACCGGAAGGUGAACCGAUGAAGAAGGAUGUCGACAAUUGA